Messenger RNA from Plutella xylostella (diamondback moth), 547 nucleotides. RefSeq names its product peptidyl-prolyl cis-trans isomerase FKBP2. Gene Ontology annotation, cellular component: endoplasmic reticulum. Gene Ontology annotation, biological process: protein peptidyl-prolyl isomerization. The record is from RefSeq and is a predicted model, not a curated record. Gene Ontology annotation, molecular function: peptidyl-prolyl cis-trans isomerase activity. Lineage: Eukaryota; Metazoa; Arthropoda; Insecta; Lepidoptera; Plutellidae.
CAAUAAUCAAGAAAUCUCGUUCUCGAACAACGAACAUAUUUGAAAAAAAUCCAUUUGUUUUCACAAAUUGGUCGUGAUUGUAUCCUUAUUUGAAUCGUUUUAAUUUGAAAAUGAAAUUAAUUCAUUACAUUCCAAUAACAGCGCUUUUUUGUACCUUAGUGCUCGCUAAUUCAUCAGGUAAAAAGCUUCAAAUCGGCAUCAAAAAAAGGCCCGCAGAAUGUUCUAUGAAAACCCGGAAAGGAGAUUUAUUACACAUACAUUACACGGGAACCCUUGUAGAUGGCACUGAAUUCGACUCAUCUUACUCAAGGAAAAUGCCCAUCACCUUCACUUUAGGUUCCGGACAAGUAAUUAAAGGUUGGGAACAAGGGUUGAUGGGCAUGUGCAUGGGAGAACAGAGGAAGCUGGUCAUCCCUCCGGAACUGGGCUAUGGUCAGGAGGGAUCCCCGCCAAAGAUACCAAAAUCUGCUAUUCUUAUAUUCCAUGUUGAGCUUGUGAAAAUUGAGAGAAAUGAAGACUUGUAAAUAAAUUAAUGUGUCACAAUUUA